GCUCGUACCUCACUUCUGCUGCCCAUAUAAAAGUCGAUGAGUAGAUUUACGAAACAGUUUGAGACCGGCGCUUUGUGAUCUUUAGAGCUGCUCGACACAGGCUCAUACAUGCGUGCACAAAAUCAAAGUUCUUCAUCACUGCCAUGCCACAUGUCAAGUCUGGUCACUUCACCAGCAAAAGAGAGACUGAGCAGCAUGGAUACCGACGAAAAGAAACAGGCGACAGUCAGAGAAGGAGGUCUAAAGUCUCGGCUGCAGUGCAGAUCAUUUCAAGGUUCAAGAACUAGAGGGCUUUGUUUUGAAGAACUGUCUCAGUGGUCACACUCCCUCGAGAAACUUAUCGCAUCGAAAUAUGGCACAAAAGUAUUCCAGGCCUUCCUGAAGUCCGAGUUCAGCGAUGAAAACAUGGAAUUCUGGUUGGUGUGCGAGGAAUACAAGAAGAUCAGGUCCUCCUAUAGGAUGACAUGCAAGGCGGAAAAAAUCUUCAAACUUUACAUCCAGGUCGAGGCCCCCAGAGAGAUUAACAUUGAUCACAGGACCAGAGAGCUGAUCAGGCGAAACCUGAAGACGGGCGGCGCGGGAUGCUUUGAUGAAGCCCAGAGGAUUGUCUUCAAGCUAAUGGAGGGAGAUUCUUACCCCCGCUUCCUCAGGUCUGACAUCUAUCGGGCUAUUCGAGACUCGAUCUGAAUCGGUGAUGAUGUAAAUACGCAUACCACAUCUCAGAGUUUGACAAAGUACGGUAAGCGCAAUGUUGGACUACCUGCAUGGACUUGAGCAUCCUCACCGUGGGUGUGCCAGACAGCCACUCUUUGGAAACCAAAACUAAAUGUGAUGCUUGUUGGCUAAAGUCGCUAUUCUACUGAUGUAUUAAACAAUAUUUAUUUACAA
This is a messenger RNA of Hippocampus comes (tiger tail seahorse), 888 nucleotides long. RefSeq names its product regulator of G-protein signaling 13-like. The coding region runs from base 109 to 687 and encodes 192 amino acids. The transcript is spliced from 5 exons. The record is from RefSeq and is a predicted model, not a curated record. Lineage: Eukaryota; Metazoa; Chordata; Actinopteri; Syngnathiformes; Syngnathidae.